Messenger RNA from Sitophilus oryzae (rice weevil), 1059 nucleotides. RefSeq lists its product as uncharacterized. Gene Ontology annotation, cellular component: nucleus. Bases 1 to 1059 code for a protein of 352 amino acids. NCBI's taxonomy places the organism in Eukaryota, Metazoa, Arthropoda, Insecta, Coleoptera, Curculionidae. Gene Ontology annotation, molecular function: DNA binding. The transcript has a single exon. The record is from RefSeq and is a predicted model, not a curated record.
AUGACUUCAGUUCAAGUGCGAAAAUUAGCUUUUCAAUUUGCCGAGGAAAACAAAAUACAACACAGAUUUAAUCGCGAAACCAAAACAGCAGGAGUUGAUUGGUUUAACGGGUUUAAAGCAGCCAACCGUCUUAGCCUGAGAAACCCAGAAGCCACAUCUGUUGCUCGUCUUAGAGGAUUCAACAAAGUGCAGUUGAAUCUUUUUCUAUCCUUAGAGGUUAAAGAAAAAUAUAAUUUUACUCCUGAUCGCAUCUAUAAUGCCGACGAAUCCGGUCUAUCUACAGUGCCAAUGAAACUACCAAAAAUUUUAACGCCUAAAGGACAACGUCGAGUAGCCAAAAUUGUAUCCGCCGAAAGAGGCCGCACAACCACUUUAGUUUGUUCUAUGAAUGCUGUAGGUUCUUAUGUUCCGCCUUAUUUCGUAUUCGCUCGUCAACGAAUGAAACCUGAACUGUUAAAUGGCUGCCCACCUGGAUCGCAAGCAACGGCACAAAGUUCCGGAUGGAUGACGGCUGAUAGUUUCCUGGCAUAUCUAAAACAUUUUGUUAGAUACGCAAAGCCUUCCGUUGAUGACCCAGUGUUGUUAUUGGUCGACAACCAUAGCUCACACAUUUCACUUCCAGGGAUAAACUUCUGUAGAGAAGAUGGAAUUAUUCUGGUGGGAUUUCCACCUCACACAACGCAUAAAUUACAACCAUUAGAGGUUUCUUUUUUCGGCCCCCUAAAAACCUACUACAAUCAAGUGUGUGAUGCGUUUCUGGUCAAUCAUCCUGGAGUAGUAAUUUCUGACAGAAAUAUCGGUCCGUUAUUUGCCGAAGCUUACUGUAAAGCUGCUACAGUAAGUAAUGCUGUGAAAGGGUUUAAAGCAUGCGGCAUCGAACCAUUUAAUCCCCUAAUUUUCGAUGACAACGAUUUUGCUGCUGCAAGAACGACAGAACGCGAUAAUUCAGAAGAAGACUUUGCAUCACCAUCACCAAGAAAGAGAAAAUCCACAACCACUCCUUUAACCAUUGACAUACAGUCAGAUUCUGAUGAAGACUUUCCUUUAUCUAUCCUGUAA